Oryzias latipes (Japanese medaka) is the source of this 3194-nucleotide messenger RNA. RefSeq names its product mitogen-activated protein kinase 1 (gene mapk1). NCBI's taxonomy places the organism in Eukaryota, Metazoa, Chordata, Actinopteri, Beloniformes, Adrianichthyidae. The record is from RefSeq and is a predicted model, not a curated record. Gene Ontology annotation, biological process: protein phosphorylation. Gene Ontology annotation, molecular function: ATP binding; MAP kinase activity.
CCUGAACGCGCUGCUCGCUCCCGCGCGUACAGCUCAGCAGCCGUGUGCUCGCUCUCGAACGCACGUUAACGGAAAGGAAAACAGUCCUCGCAGCCAAGGCCCCCCGCCUCUCCGCCGACCCCGUCCUCAGACCCGAACCUUCCGGACCGAGUCCGCUCCGCCUCCGCCCCCGAAGCGCCGCUCCUCAUCAUGGCGACAGCUGCGGUGUCGGCCUCCGCCGGCUGCGGCCCCAGCCCCGGCCCGGGCACGGAGCUGGUCCGCGGGCAGGCCUUCGACGUGGGGCCUCGGUACAGCAACCUGUCCUACAUCGGGGAGGGCGCGUACGGGAUGGUGUGCUCGGCGUACGACCGCGACAACAAGAUCCGCGUGGCCAUCAAAAAGAUCAGCCCCUUCGAGCACCAGACCUACUGCCAGCGCACGCUGAGGGAGAUCAAGAUCCUUCUGCGCUUCAAGCACGAGAACAUCAUCGGCAUCAACGACAUCAUCCGCGCGCCGAGCAUCGAGCAGAUGAAGGACGUAUACAUCGUCCAGGACCUCAUGGAGACGGACCUGUACAAGCUCCUGAAGACCCAACACCUGAGCAACGACCACAUCUGCUACUUCCUCUACCAGAUCCUACGAGGGCUCAAGUACAUCCACUCUGCCAACGUCCUGCACCGCGACCUGAAGCCCUCCAACCUUCUGCUCAACACCACCUGUGAUCUGAAGAUCUGUGAUUUCGGUCUGGCCCGUGUGGCGGAUCCCGACCACGAUCACACUGGUUUCCUCACAGAGUACGUGGCCACACGCUGGUACCGAGCUCCUGAGAUCAUGCUCAACUCCAAGGGCUACACCAAGUCCAUAGAUAUCUGGUCAGUGGGUUGCAUCCUCGCCGAGAUGUUGUCCAACAGGCCAAUCUUCCCUGGGAAGCACUACCUGGAUCAGCUCAACCACAUUUUGGGGAUCCUGGGCUCUCCGUCCCAAGAAGACCUGAACUGCAUCAUCAACAUCAAAGCCAGGAACUAUCUGCUGUCGCUGCCUCUGCGCUGCAAAGUGCCCUGGAACCGCCUCUUCCCCAACGCCGACCCCAAAGCUCUGGACCUGCUGGACAAGAUGCUGACCUUUAACCCUCACAAGAGGAUCGAGGUGGAGCAGGCUCUGGCACACCCCUACCUGGAGCAGUACUACGACCCCACAGACGAGCCCGUCGCUGAGGCGCCGUUCAAAUUCGACAUGGAGCUGGAUGACUUACCCAAAGAGACCCUGAAGGAGUACAUCUUUGAGGAAACGGCCCGUUUUCAGCCCGGGUUCAGGUCCUAACGUCUCUCAGGUGACCCCGCACAGGCGUCUGCACCCCCCCCCCCCCCCCCCCCCCUGUUGCUGUGAUGGAACCUUUUGUUUUGGGGGUUUUGUAUCCGCCCCCAUCCCCAUCGCCUGGAUUCCUCGGUCUGUCAUCAAUCCAGUCUGCUCAGGAACAGCAUCAAGAAUACCCCCCCUCUCUCUCUCUGUCAGAGUGGGAGGGGGGCUUAAAUGGGGGGUGCUUACAGUGUUGGGGGGGGGUCGUUGUUUCAAGCCAAGUUGAGGAAUGACGUGGUCUGUGUUUGUGUUUUUGUUUGUUUAUUUUUUGGGGGGGGGGUCCGCUGCUUUGCACAUUAUUCCUGAGAAUCAGUCCCACCUUGUCGCCCCGUUACGGGUUCUGGUUGUGAAACAUCCCAGUCUGCUGGUUUUAUGCAACAGAACCGACCUGGUUCCGUUUCUGGUCGAGUCCAAACCCGCUGGCUAAGUGGGGGGGGGGGGGGGGGUCAUGACGGGAAAAGAACCCUUUCACGUCCGUUUUUGCCUUAGCCACAAAUUUAAAACCCGUUUGAUCCGUGAGGACGCUGCCGUGCCCCCCACCCCCCAUGGUUUGGUGUCGCGCCACCCCCCGUCAGAAUCAGACUGUCCCCUCUGCAUGACUGUUAUCAGCUCCGUAUACAAAGACCACCAUGUUAAGUGCCACGGGGCGCCUCUUCACCCUUACCUGCGGGGGCGUGUCACUCUCCGAACACGCGGUGCUUUUUGUGUCCCGCCCCUUUCUGCUUUAGCUUCCUCACUGUAACCCCCCCCCCCCUGCAGAACAGCUGAUCCGAUGGAUAACCUGAAGGACUAAAUCCACCCCACCCCCGUUCUAAAAUGUUAGUUUGAUCCUGUUUGGACGAAACCAUCACCACGACUUUGUCCAGAACUUAGAGAACCGUUUGUGCUUAUAUGCCCCGCCCCUUUUCUUUUGGAGGAGAGGACGCUAAAGCUCUGCUGAAAUGCAAUCAAGCCAUAACAGAACCUCUGACCACGCCCACCUGUGAUGUCACAGCGUACCAACCCAGUGCGCAUGAGCGCCGCUGCUGCCGCGCCGGCGGAAGGAAAGCGGCUGAAGCCUGAAGGUCCUCCGGUGACCGAGUCGAAUAGUUCCAAACCUGAGUCGGUCCGGACCCCGCGGCAGCGGGUCCGAACCCCACGGCGGCGCCAGGUCCGGACGCUGCACGCCAGCCGUCUAUCAGGACUGACCCUAUUUUUUAGAGAUAUUUUUAUCGUAUUUUCUUGAACCCAAAACUAUUUUUGUUGCUUGAAGCCACAAACGCCGCGCGCGCGCCCGCCGGGACUCACCUGUAGAUACACGUGUUUGGGGGGAGGGGGGCAUUCAAAGCGAAAAAAAAAAAAAAAGCUCGUGAGUUUUUGUGCGGUGUAAGUGUCUGUGCCUUUUGAAGAAGCGGAGGUUUGGCGCGCAGCUCGUGGCGGUGACGUCACCCGCGGCGUUUUGAUCUCAUUUCUGUACAUUUCUAAAGGAUUUUCUCGCCACAGCUACGUGAUUUGUGACUGUACUGAAGAUAUGAAAACAUUUCUAUAUAUUUCCCUCGAGGCUUUUCUCUUUUUUUAAGUGCAGAUCUUUUCUGGUCAGAUGAAUGUUCUGUUUCUAUGAUCGGACACUAAUCUUCGUCUCUGGUGGAACUUCUUCAUUCUGUAGGUUUGGAUCAUUUCAAACGGUGUCGUGAACCUUUCGGACCGGGAACCUUCCCAUCCUGGUUGUGUUUCUGAUGAUGCGUGUUGCUGUUGUGUGAAGGAUUGAAUUUAAAGAGGCAUUUGUUAUUAAAGACUGACUGCUACCGCACACCUUUCUGUUUGCAACUCUACCGUGAUGACAUUUAAUAGACGUUCAUUAAAAACACUGUACCAACGUC